Molecule: messenger RNA, 1722 nt
Organism: Alternaria incomplexa
Lineage: Eukaryota; Fungi; Ascomycota; Dothideomycetes; Pleosporales; Pleosporaceae
Exons: 1
Coding region: 1-1722 (573 amino acids)
Biological process (GO): ribosomal large subunit biogenesis; rRNA methylation
Cellular component (GO): nucleolus
Molecular function (GO): rRNA (adenine) methyltransferase activity
Source: RefSeq, a predicted model, not a curated record
AUGUUCGCCGUGCCCGGAUGGAACGUUGCCGCGCAGGUGAAGACUCAGGUCGAAGUACCAAAGCCGAAAGACUCUACAAAACCUGGAAAGAAGGCGCAGAAGAGGAAAGAGAAGCGCGAGGAGCAGCAGGUCAAUGCAGACAAUCUUGCAGAGCAAUGGGACAGCAUAGCCAAUGGAAAAGGUGCGGAGGUGGAGAAGACCGAGAAGACCAAGAAGCCAGAGGCAGCAAGUGUAGAGGCGACAGACGAGGCAACACAAGACAAGCGUGGAAAGAAGAGGAAGAGGGGAAAGGCUGGAGGUAACAAAGACAAGGAGGCAGACGCAUAUGGCGCAAAAGAAGUGGACGCGGAUACGGCGGCGGUAGCUGAGCCUGCAGAGGCUAAAGCAGAUGCUACGAAGUCUGCUGAAGAGAAACCCGCAACAGCCGACAGCGAGGCAAAGCGCGAGAAGAAGAAGCGCAGGAAGGAAUCCAAAGCCGACAAACUCCUCACCGCAAACGCAAACGGCACGAACCCCGCCUCCGCAGCUCCCGUCUUGGAGAACCUCCUCCCCGAGCCUAAGGGCCUCACACCUCUCCAGCGAUCGAUGCGCAGCAAGCUCGCCAGUGCGCGGUUCCGUCACUUGAAUGAAGCGCUUUACACAAAACCCUCUGCGGACAGCGCGUCUCUGUUCAAGGAAGACCCGUCGAUGUUCGAGGACUACCAUCGCGGUUUCGCACAACAGGUCGAAGUAUGGCCAUCGAACCCCGUAGACGGCUACGUCAACAGCAUAGUAGUACGAGGCAAGCUACGGAACAAGGACAUACGAAAAGACCGAAGAGGCCCACCAAAGAACGCAGUUCGCAGAGGCCCCGGUUUCGAGGAAGAAGAGACCACAGCCAUCGCACCACCCCGCGGAGACGCGAAGCCGCUUCCCCGGGACUUCAAAGGCCACUGCACCGUCGCCGAUCUAGGCUGCGGAACAGCCUCCCUAUCCUACCGCCUCCAACCUCAUCUCAAAUCGCUCAACCUGACAUUCCACUCCUUCGACCUCUCCAAACCCACCGGUCCCUCCGCCGACCUUGUAACUAUCGCCGAUAUCUCCGCGCUGCCCAUCUCUGAAAACAGCGUCGACGUCGCCAUCUUCUGCCUCGCCCUCAUGGGCACAAACUGGCUCGAUUUCAUCGACGAAGCAUACCGUAUCCUGCGCUGGAAGGGAGAACUCUGGGUUUCAGAAAUCAAAUCGCGCUUCGGGCGUGUGGACAAGAAGAAGGGCGGUGUACCUAUCAACUCCAUUGGUUCUCUCAAGAAGACUAUGGAUAAGAAACCUGCAAAGAAAGCUAAGGCUGAUAAGCCACCUGAGGAGGGACCUGUCGAUUCGGAAGACGAGGCCGAGCUCGCGGUCAAUGUAGAUGGCCAAGAGGGUAAAGAAGGAACGGAUGUUUCUGCGUUUAUUGAAGUGCUGCGGAAGCGUGGAUUCGUUCUUGAUGCUUUACCUGAGAGGCCUGGCGAUGCGAUUGAUUUGAGCAAUAAGAUGUUUGUCAAGAUGCAAUUUGUCAAGGCAGCGCAUCCGAGCAAGGGCAAGAACGCGAAGGAAGAUCAGAAAGCGGGGGCUGUGGCGCAGAGGGGUGGUGGUAUGAAGUUCGGACUCAAGGGGAAGAGGUUCGGUGCUGGUGAUGGAGAUGACGAGGGCGAUGCUAAGGAUGGUGCGGUCCUGAAGCCGUGCUUGUACAAGAUUAGGUAG